Dipodomys spectabilis (banner-tailed kangaroo rat) is the source of this 1628-nucleotide messenger RNA. It is a transcript of the gene Trim65, whose product is annotated as tripartite motif containing 65. Gene Ontology annotation, molecular function: protein binding; metal ion binding. NCBI's taxonomy places the organism in Eukaryota, Metazoa, Chordata, Mammalia, Rodentia, Heteromyidae. Gene Ontology annotation, biological process: positive regulation of autophagy. The record is from RefSeq and is a predicted model, not a curated record. Bases 5 to 1579 code for a protein of 524 amino acids. The transcript is spliced from 6 exons.
AGCCAUGGACGCCUCGGUCGCCGAGCAGCUGAGGGAGAAGCUCAACUGCUCCAUCUGCCUGGGGCUCUACCGGGACCCGGUGACGCUGCCCUGCGGCCACAACUUCUGCGGGGACUGCAUCCGGGACUCGUGGCGCCGCUGCGAGCAGUCCUGCCCCGAGUGCCGGGAGCCCUGCCCGGCCGGCGCCGAGCCGCGCCGCAACGUGGCGCUCAGCCAGGUGCUGGAGCUGCUGCGCGCGGCCGGGGGCCCGGGGCCGGACCCGGACUCGGACCCAGAUCCGGAUCCCCGCGCGGGCCCCGAUCCCCGCGCGGGCCCCGGCGCGCGCUGCUCGCGCCACGGCCGGCCGCUCGAGCUCUUCUGCCGCACGGAGGGCCGCUGCGCGUGCUGCGCCUGCACUGUGCACGAGUGUCGCCUCCACGAGCGGGUGCUGCUGGACGAGGAGCGCCGCGAGCGCGAGGGCCAACUGAGGGCCAGACUGGAGGUUACCCAGCAGCGGAGCACCCAGGCUGAGACCCAGCUUCAGCAUCUACAACAGCAAACCACCCACAUCCAGAGCUCAGCCUGCACGCUGGCCUCCAUGGUUUCCAGCAAAUUCAGCUGCCUGCUGCAGGCCCUGGAGAAGCGGCAGGCUUUGGCACUGGAGAACAUUGAGACGGCCAAGACACAGGCCCUGGCACAGAUCCAGGAUGAGGAGCGGCAACUACGGGGUCACCUGGAAGCCCUGACUCAGUAUGGCUGCAGGGUUCACGAUCUGCUGACGCAAGGAGACCAUCAGACUUUCCUCCAGGAAUCACAGCAGCUCUUGGAGCCCCCAGCACCCCUGGGGCCGCGAACCCCUGUGCAGUGGGAUGAGGAUGAGCAGCUGAGUGACCUAAAGGAGUCUCUGAGCCCGCUGUGUGGCCUCCUCCUGGAAGAACAGCAUCCGCCCAGGAUGCCAGCCAAGGCUGCCCACUCACUGCCCGCAGACACUGUGGGUCCCCAGGCACCGGUCUCAAGCAUGCUGUGUCCACUGAGGAAGCAACUCUGGCAGUAUUAUCGCAAUCUGACCUUUGACCCAGCCAGUGCCAACCGCCAUUUCUACCUGUCUCAUGAGGACCAGCAGGUGACACAUCACCGCGAGCCGCAGGGCCCAGCCAGGCCAGGCAGCUUUGAGCUGUGGCAGGUGCAGUGUGCCCAGGGCUUCCGGGCUGGGCGGCACUAUUGGGAGGUACUCACCUCGGACCACUCAGUGACGCUGGGCGUCACCUACCCCGAACUGACCCGAUGCAAGCAGGGAAUGAAUACAGACAACAUUGGCCGUGGGCCCGACUCCUGGGGCCUCUGCAUCCAGGAGGACAGUGUCCAGGCCUGGCACAACGGGAAGGCCCAGCGCCUCCCUCGGGCGUCUGGACGGCUGCUGGGCAUGGAAUUGGACCUGGACAUUGGCUACCUCACCUUCUACAGCCUGGAGCCACAGGCCCAGCAACUGCACACCUUCAACGCCUUCUUCAACCAUCCCGUCUACCCUGUCUUCUGGCUCCUGGAAGGGAGAACCCUCACCCUGUGCCAUCACCCUGUUACUCAGGAGGCUGAGAUCUGAGGAUCAAGGUUCAAAGCCAGCCUGGGCAGAAAAGUUCCCGUGAGACUCU